Molecule: messenger RNA, 981 nt
Organism: Tinamus guttatus (white-throated tinamou)
Lineage: Eukaryota; Metazoa; Chordata; Aves; Tinamiformes; Tinamidae
Source: RefSeq, a predicted model, not a curated record
GCAGAUGUCAGCAAUUUAAAGAAUUUCCUUUCAGCUGUGAGACUGGCUCACCAAGGUGCUGACAUUGGCGCGCUCCCCCUCUCACCUCUGGUACCAGCGAAGACCUCGGAAGUUGAAAAACCCAAAACAAAGAUGAUCAUAACAUCAAGAAGGGACUAUCCUCUCACCAAAGGCUUUCCUUACUCCCUAGAACAUCUCCAAGCCUCGUACUGCAAACUUGCUCGCAUUGACACGCGGGUGCUUUGCCUGAAGAAGCUCAGAAAACUAGACCUAAGUCAUAAUCAUAUUAAGCAACUGCCGGCGACUAUUGGUGACCUGAUCUGUCUUCAGGAGCUCAAUUUGCACAACAACCACCUGGAGUCCUUCAGUGUCGCCCUGUGCAAUUCCACCCUUCAGAAGUCUCUUCAGUUCUUGGACCUCAGCCAAAACAAAAUCAAGGCUCUUCCAAUUCAGUUUUGCCAGCUACGAGAACUUGUUAAUUUGAAGCUCGAUGACAAUGAGUUGAUUAGGCUGCCGUUCAAGAUGGGCCAGCUAAGUCAUCUACGCUUCCUGUCUGCAGCACGGAACAAGCUUCCCUUUUUGCCCAGUGAUUUUAGGAAACUCUCUCUUGAGAACUUGGAUCUGUUUGGAAAUCCCUUUGAACAGUCUAAUCCACUCGUUCCCAACAUACAACUGAAAAUACCAUUGACUUUAUUAGAAUGUGCUGCAAGGGCAACUGUAAAUUACAGAAUCCCGUACGGCUGCCACCUCCUUCCCGCUCACCUGUGUGAAGACCUGCAGGUGGCCAAAACGUGCCAGUGUGGCAGUGCCUGCCUGAGCAGCUUCAUCCAGAUCACCGUGACCAUGAACCUGCACCACGUGGCGCACACCGUGGUCCUCGUGGACAACAUGGGGGGUACGGAAGCCCCCGUCAUCUGCUACUUCUGCUCGCUCCACUGCUACUCCCAGUUCCUGGACAGGUACCUGCAGAGCAACGGGUGA